AACAGCAAGCAUUUAGGUUUCCAUCUGAAGACAGACUCAUGUCGCAAAGGACUUACAACCAGCUGUGGGCAGAUGCCCAGUUAGAGUUAAGUCGACUGCUGACUGAGGAGCUGCCUGCUGAACCCCUUCGCCCAGAAAAGGACAGGGUGGUUUUUUUCCAGCGCUUAGCCAUGCUGUAUGUGCGGUACAUUCAAAUCUUCAGACAGCUGGAAACAGUCUAUGACCAAAUGGUCAAUCCCCAGAAGAGAAGAGUUAUUCGGGCCAUUGUUGAUGGUGUGAUGGGCAGGGUGUUGGAGCUGAAGAAUGAAAUGGUGGAAAAAGAGUUUUCCGAGUACCAUUACAUGGAUGAUGUCCUUCAUGACUUAAAGCUUUUACCUACAGACCUUGAAAUCCCUAUCCCUCGCUAUUUCAUUAGUGAUCGCAACAGAGAACUCCAAGAACGAAAGACAAUGCUGACAGAAAUCCUUAAAAUGGUGGAGGACACUGGAAUCCCAGAACCUCUAAUGGCCAAGGACAUGAGUCAAGAGGAGGCUAUUAAGAUCAUUCAGGUGUUGGAGAGGGCCCGUCAAGGACGCCAGAGAGCAAAGUUGAAUGUAGAAAGCAGAAACAUGAACAGGAUGUACAGAACCAAGGAACCUGGAACCGCUGAAAUUGAGUUGGCUUCUGUCUGCAUUCAAAAGGUUUGGAGAGGCUACAUACAGAGGAAAAGGGCAAAGAUUGAUCGGGAGGAAGAAAUGAUUUUCCUAGGAAUGGUCAUGGAUCCAAAGUACCAGGUGCCUAACCCUACAGAAAUCGCUGCCCAGGCCAGUGCAGAUCUUUCUCGCACUAAACAGGAGGAGUAUGAAGAAGACUAUCUGAAGUCUGUUGUGGCAGUCACAAACCAAAUAAGAGAUUUAGAGGCACAUGACAUGAGCAAGACCAUGAAAGAACAAAUCCGACAGUGGUUCAUUGAAUGCCGUGAUGCUACAGGAUCAUUUCCAGAUUACCCAGAUGAGGAGGAUGGAGGCUCACUGCUCAUUUUUGCUGAAAAAGACCCUCAGCAGUUAAGGGAAGAAAUUGCAGCAAAGGAAGAGGAGGAUUCCAACAACAAACCGAAAGGGAAGGAUGAAAAGAAGGAUGGGAAGAAGGACAAGGGGAAGGAUGAGGAAGAAGAAGAAGAAGCAGGGUUGAAGAUGCUACCUUCAGCUUUUCUGUCAGACUUGGAAGUAGCAAACAAAACAUUUGCAGAUUUUUGGAAAUCCCGCAAUGAGUCCCAAAACUUCAACCAGAGACAUGAGGUGGAGCUGAUCAAGGAACUAAAGAGGGCGGAUAUUGAAGCAGAGAUUCGACUACAGGUCGAUGAACAGAUGAGGCAAGAGCUGGCCGAAUGGAAACUAGCUGUGGAUAAAGACAAGGGUGGUAAAACCAAAGGAAAUGCCAAGAAAAAGAAAGGAUCUAAGAGUGGGAAGAAGAAAAAAAAGGAGAAAGAUUUGACAGCUGAUAGGACUCUUGAGUCUCUGUGUCAGGAGCUGGUGGAGCAAGGCUUGAUGAAAAAGGCGAAUCAUGUUAGACUGGAGGAUUACAUGGGUGACUAUAGCUACCUUGGCACCACCCUGAGGCAAAAUGACAUAGAGCCAAUGCCAUCACUGUCAGAUGUUCGGCAGGUCUUAUCUCUGUAUGCAAUUUUACCAUUAGGCUCUCAGGUCGUGCAUGAGAAGGCUCCUCUGAUUAAGGCCAUCCUAUUGGCAGGGCCGGCAGGUGUAGGGAAGAAGAUGUUGAUCCAUGCCAUCUGCCAAGAGACUGGUGCAAACCUGUUUGAUCUGUCUCCUCUGAACACAGCGGGAAAGUACCCAGGCAAGAAUGGCCUUGCUAUGAUGCUCCACAUGGUGUUCAAGGUUGCGAGAUUGCUGCAACCUUCUGUAAUAUGGAUUGAAGAUGCAGAAAAAAUGUUCUACAAGAAAGUUCCCAAAGAAGAAAAAGAGUUAGAUCCAAAACGCUUGAAGAAAGACUUGCCAAAGUCUCUAAAGCUAAUCAAAGGGGAGGAUCGUGUUCUGGUAAUUGGAACAACAAAAGACCCACUAACUGCAGAUAUCAAGUCACUGUGUAAAAUGUACAGCAAGAUUAUCCUGAUCCCGAGACCGGACUACGGCUCAAGAUACAUCUUGUUGAAGCAGCUGAUCAAAAAGCAGGGAGGCGUGAUAACCAAGGCUCUUGACCUCAGCUCUCUUGCAAAGAUUUCUGAUGGCUACACACCGGGCCACAUGGUCAAGGUGAUACAGAGUGUGGUCACUAAGCAUCGCAUCCUACAGCAGGCAAACAGACCGCUGACUGCUGCUGAGUUCGUUACUCCGUUAGCAAAGAUUGACCCUGUGUUUCAGGAAGAAGAAGAGGCCCUCAAGAACUGGUAUGCAAAGACCCCCUUGGGGAAGAAGAGGAUUAAAGCUGCCACAGGAAAUGAAGAGGAGGCCCCAGUUAAAGGCAAAGAUGCAAAGAAGAAAGGAAAAAAAUAAAGUUUAUCUUCAUGUUUUU
This is a messenger RNA of Labrus mixtus (cuckoo wrasse), 2508 nucleotides long. RefSeq lists its product as uncharacterized. Gene Ontology annotation, molecular function: ATP binding; ATP hydrolysis activity; protein binding. Lineage: Eukaryota; Metazoa; Chordata; Actinopteri; Labriformes; Labridae. The coding region runs from base 39 to 2489 and encodes 816 amino acids. The record is from RefSeq and is a predicted model, not a curated record. The transcript has 19 exons.